This is a messenger RNA of Mesocricetus auratus (golden hamster), 983 nucleotides long. It is a transcript of the gene Ccl24, whose product is annotated as C-C motif chemokine ligand 24. Gene Ontology annotation, biological process: chemokine-mediated signaling pathway; cellular response to type II interferon; neutrophil chemotaxis. The record is from RefSeq and is a predicted model, not a curated record. Bases 137 to 499 code for a protein of 120 amino acids. NCBI's taxonomy places the organism in Eukaryota, Metazoa, Chordata, Mammalia, Rodentia, Cricetidae. Gene Ontology annotation, cellular component: extracellular region. Gene Ontology annotation, molecular function: chemokine activity; CCR chemokine receptor binding. The transcript has 3 exons.
GACUCCAGUGUGUGUAUCUCCUGAGCUGGUCAUAUAAAGGCCAGUUGGAGGGAGGUUGGGGUGUCCUCAUAUCUCCAGGGCAUCUUUUCUGCACCCCAGCUUUGACCUCUGAGCCGAGGCCUCUAAUCUCCAAGACAUGGCAAGUCCAGCCACCAUUGUAGCCAGCCUUCUACUCCUGGUGGUUUGCACGUGCCGGGUCUACCCUACAGACUCUGUGACCAUCCCGUUUUCUUGCUGCAUGUCCUUUAUUACCAAGGAAAUUCCAGGAAACCGAGUGGCUAGCUACCAGUUGGCCAAUGGCAGCAUCUGCCCCAAGGCCGGAGUGAUCUUCAUCACCAAGGGGGGCCAUAAGUUCUGUGGAGACCCCAAGUUGCCGUGGGUCCAGAAGCACAUUCGGAACCUGGAUGCCAAGAGAAGAAAGCAGCCUUCUGCAGGUGCCAAGGCACUGGGCAUCAAGUUUUCCAUCCAGAGACACCGUGCCAACAGCACCGAGAUUUAAUGGCCUCUCCUCUGUCCCUGAACUUGGACAUUGGUCUUGACUGCUUGACAGGCUGCUUUGGGCUUGGCACACCAGCUAGGAUGAGCCCCGAGUUCAUUUUGCCAUUCUCAGCAUUUCUUUUAGGGAAUGUAUUUAUUCUGUGAUAACCCGAGGGAGCCCCAAGCAUGCCAGAGCUCUGGCGUUUCCUGUGCUGAGUAAGAAGGAUCUAGAAGAAUGGCAUUAGCCAUUCUGUGAUCUCCUCUUGUGUGGCUCGAAGACGUCAUCAGAACCCAGGUGCAUAAGACUCGAGUACCUGCAGGUGUACUUUGUUGGCCGCUGGCUUGGAUGGGGUCCUUGCCUUGGGUUGGGGCCUGAGGGUGGGUUGUCUGUCCACCGGUGGGUGAAGCUCUGUCAGCAGUAAUAAUUCCCAGGCAUGUUGGGGAUACUGGAUCCAGGCUGGUCCUGCCUCAGAACUUUGAGCAAAUAAAAACUCAACUGAAAUGGA